Chara braunii is the source of this 1344-nucleotide messenger RNA. The record is from the annotation of a GenBank genome assembly. NCBI's taxonomy places the organism in Eukaryota, Viridiplantae, Streptophyta, Charophyceae, Charales, Characeae.
GGAAGAGAGAAAGAGAAGAGGGGCAAAGGAAGAAGAGAGAAUGAUGAAGAAAGAAAAGGAAGGAAGAAGACGAAAAAAGGGUACUGCUACCAAGUAGUAAUAUUGGAGAAGGGCAAUUUAUCAUGCUCGCCCUCUUUUUCACGGGGACGAGGACGUAGAAAGGCGUACGAACUGCAGCCAAAUGGUCGUUCCCCUUUCUCCUAUGGUUCAGGCCUUUUCUGAAUUUCGGGUUUUGCAGUUCGCUGCGUCCUCUCCUCCUCUGGUACUGGCUUCCUAUCCGCCGGCCACGUGUCCUUAGUCUCCAGUUGUUACCAGUGUUGGAGGAGGAGCACAGUAGAUCACGGUCUACGCGGCGGCUGACGGGUCCCGCCAUCACCACAGCAGGUCGGCAUCAUCUAAUUAGAAGCAGGAGGAGGAGGAAGAGAAGUUCGGAGCUCAUCAUCUCUUCAUCGUUAUCAGCAGCAAUGAGGAAGCACGAGUAGGAGGAGGAGCAGAGGAGCUUUGGAAUCAUCAUCACCACCAUCAUCAACAACGUGAAAAAGGAGGAGGAAGAGGAGGAGGAGGAAGAGGAGGAGGAGGAAGAGGAGGAGGAGGAGGAAGAGGAGGAGGAGGAGGAGGAAGAGGAGGACGUGGUUUCGAACCCUUCAUGAGCAUUCAUCGCCGUCGUCAUCUAAUUAAUCUUUGAGGGCUGAAUUAGAGUUGUGAAGGAAGGCGAACGAUGCCGGGUCGGUACGCGAAGAAAUUGGCGUGCGCGAUCCUAAAGGACCAGUUUGGCGGCCUCGUGGAAAGCGUAUGUCGGAGUCUAAUUCUAAAAGGAGUGCUAUCCUUUGCGGAGCUUGGGCGGGAAACCGGUUUAAGGCCAGAUGAGCUGCGAAACUGCCUUCUGGUUCUUGUUCAACAUAACUGCGUGCAGGCCUUCCGUAAUGAAGCCGAUGGAACAAAAACUCCGACGAUGUAUAUGGCCUUGGUUGACAGGAUUCUGCAAAGGCUUCGCUUUCCUAAGUUCCUCCUUCACAUAAAGGAAGCUCUAGGUGAGGAGGCGGCUGAGUCGAUCAUAGAGGGAUUGAUGGAACAUGGCAGACUGUCAGUGGAGCAGUUGGUGCAACGAAGUGCAGAGAAAAGUAAUCGAGCUGAAGUUGUUGUUGGAGGAUCUCUGAAGAGUGCCUUUGCCGCACUGGUUCGUGAACACUACCUGGAGAGAGUACCAAGACCAGAGCCAGUGUUGCCACCUCGGAAAGCCGAGGCACCGAAGAGGAUGCGCGGGCAGGUGGAUGGGUCUUAACAUACCUGUUUCCUCGUAGCCGUUUAGUGCAUUGAAUGAGGAAAUGAACGGUUAUGAUCAAA